Messenger RNA from Fusarium redolens, 482 nucleotides. RefSeq lists its product as uncharacterized. The record is from RefSeq and is a predicted model, not a curated record. The annotation marks the transcript as partial. Lineage: Eukaryota; Fungi; Ascomycota; Sordariomycetes; Hypocreales; Nectriaceae. Gene Ontology annotation, biological process: transmembrane transport. Gene Ontology annotation, cellular component: membrane. Gene Ontology annotation, molecular function: ATP binding; ATPase-coupled transmembrane transporter activity. The transcript has a single exon.
AUAAGCUACGACUAUAGCUACUCCCACCUGUGGCGUGACCUAGGUAUCAUUUUCAGAUUCUUAUUCUUUUUUCUCUUCACAUAUCUAUUGGCUUCUGAGCUUAACGUGAACUUGAGUGAUGGCCCUGAAGUCCCAGUCUUUCUGCGUGGCCGCCUCCCACCAUUAGACCGUGCUUGGACGGCGACGAGGUCUAUUAGCCUGUCCUCUAGGUUACCAUAUAAACCGACUAAAUUAAGUAGUGCCUAUGGGUCCGCGCUAGGCAUUUUUAAUCAGCCGAUUAGCCUAUUAAUGAAGAAAGAUCUGACACUUUGCUAAAUAGCACUAUUGGUCAAAUGAGUGUAGUAGCGUAGAUCUACAGGCACUACUCAAUUGAGUCAGUUUAUACGGUAGUUCCACAGAUGCCAAACAAGUUUCAGCGGAGCUGAAACGCAUUGUUGCACGGUGUUCCUCCUCCGAAAACAAUGACAUGACGGGAAUUGAAA